Messenger RNA from Perca fluviatilis (European perch), 2792 nucleotides. RefSeq names its product complement C1q-like protein 2. NCBI's taxonomy places the organism in Eukaryota, Metazoa, Chordata, Actinopteri, Perciformes, Percidae. The record is from RefSeq and is a predicted model, not a curated record. The coding region runs from base 110 to 733 and encodes 207 amino acids. Gene Ontology annotation, molecular function: protein binding. The transcript is spliced from 3 exons.
AAGGGGAUGUUAGAAAUUAGCAGGUCAUCUUUAAACAAUAUAAAAGCAGCCAGAGAGAUCAUAUCAGUCAGAGUUUAGGCGACUGAGCGAAGUUGAAUCAACUUGGAAGAUGAAGUCUACCAUUUUGCUGUUUGUUUCUAUGUUCUGUCGCCUGAUUUUGGCCCAAGAUGAUACUCCUGAAAUAGAAAAAACUAGUGGAACACAGUCAUAUGACACGUGUGAUCUCCUGAAAGAGUUUGGUGCCCUGAGAGAAAAACUGGGAGUUAUGGAAACCAGGCUGAAGGACAGUGAAAACCAGAUUCUUGAACUGAAGAAAAAAGAAACAACUAAGGUAGCAUUCAGUGCAGCAAUAGGUGGGAGUGGAAAACACAUUGGACCCUUCAACACAGACACAACUUUAAUCUACAAAACGGUGAUAACAAACAUUGGCAAUGCCUACAAUGAACAUACUGGUAUCUUUGGAGCGCCCGUUACAGGCAUUUACUACUUCACCUUUCAUUAUCAUGCUGGAGGAGGACACCCAGUGAGUCUAGUCCUCAUCAAGAACAGCCAGAGUGUUGUGACGGCCUAUGACCACCAAACACUGAAUGACGGGGCUGAUAACGGAGGCAACGCAGUGUUCGUGCAGCUGCAGCAAGGGGACCAGGUGUUUGUACGCUUAGGUGCAAAUACAAAUGUGUGGGGAAACAAUGAAAUCACCACCUUCAGCGGUUUUUUGGUCAAUAAGGAUUGAGAAACAGUGAAUAUGAUUCAUUUGUCAUUAUGAUCAAAAUGUUAAAUGGCUUAACAGAUCUGAAAUCAUAGAUAUCGUUCUUUUUUUCUUCGUAAUUUUGUAUCUGUCUGAAAUGAUCUGAGUAUUUAAAAUGUAUGUUCAUUUUAACUCAUUCCAAUUAUCACAAGUAAACUGUACCUAACUGCACUCUAUACAGCAGAUAAAAAAAUGCACUUAUUGUACAUUUUGUAUGUUGUGAAUUUUUCACACACUUUUUAAACUCUCGUCUUUCUAUUGUCCUUGUGAAGACUGUUAAUCCUUUCAGCUUUCAACUUUUUUAAAUUUAAAACUUAAAUGAGAAUGCUAAAGUGGUGUAUACUGUAGGUUUGCUAUGUUUUUAUUAAACCAAUCAAAUGCCUCAAACCUUUUCUUUGAAUUCACAGAAUAUAGAAUUCUAAAACAUGAUAGCUGGUUAAAAGGUUACGUCCAUUGGUUUUCCCUUUUUCUUACGCAAAGGCAAUUUGUAGUCAAUCAAAUAUCUAUACUAUCUCACGCCUCGGAGGGUAACAAGGUGAAGCCGAUCCCACGUGACAUUGGGCAAGAGACGAGUUAUAUCCUGGACAGGACGCCAGUCAAUCACAGGGCUGACACAUAGAGACAGACAACUCUUUUUAUGUGUUUAUGCAGCAUGUCAUGGAUCAUAGUCUGUUUAUGUGCCUGUCAAUAAUCUGCUUUUGUCAGCUAAUAAGGUACUGAUUUCUAAAACAACUCCAGGGUAAUAUGGUUUAGCAAUCUCAAAAACAAGUCAUAAAAUGAGAAAAGGGUUGAAUGAUUUCUGCAACUGUUUCCUAGAAACUAGAGUUCCCGUAAUCAAAUGCCUCAACCCUUUUAUUUGAAUUCACAGAAUAUUGAAUUCUAAAACUUGAUAGCUGGUUGAACAAAUUAUAGAUUUUAGUGGCAUUGCAAAACAACUGCAUAGAAAGAAAAAAACAAAACAAGUAUUAAACAGUUAAAGUGAGAAUUGUAAUGUAAAUAAAACAACAAUGUGUUUCCACCCAUGAUUCAACCCCUUUUGUGUCUAUUGAGGCCCUUGUAAUGAGAACCCUGUGUUGUGCCGAGCCAUUGCAGGAGUUCCACUUCAAGUAUCUCUUUGUGGGCAAGGAUUAGGUUCAUUUGUUUUGCACUUUUCAUACGCAAAGGCAAUUUUUAUGUGUUUAUGCAGCAUGUCAUGGAUCAUAGUCUGUUUAUGUGCCUGUCAAUAAUCUACUGUCGUCAGCUAAUAAGGUACUGAUAUCUAAAACAACCUCCUUCCCUAAAAUGUACCACACCUCCAACCUCUCAGAGAAACAGACACUGACUAAGAGAUUUGGAUAUUAGUUUAUUUUUUUGAUAUAGUCGGAGUUGGUUGUUGCUUCAUGCUAUUACAGCCAAGACAGCUCAGAUAUCUUGCUCCAGAAAUAAUUUACAAGCUGAAAAUAAAGUGAUUAGAAACAUAUUGACACGUGUAGAAUUUGUUUCUAGGAUUGGUUUACAGGAGUUUGAGCGGUACAUUAUGUUGGAAGGAAACUGAUGUUUCCAUUCAAGCCAUUUAUUGUCACUAUAUGCACACAUUUAGAGCAAUAUGAGAUGAUGAGGCUUGACGAUUAUGUUUCUUUUUCAUCAUGCACAACCAUAGGUUUGUCUCUGAAUCACACGGACAGAGGGCCCUCACAUGAUGGUUCAUUUGCUGCCAGAUCAAAGGAAACUGGUGGGACUUAUAGAGUAGACCUGAUUAGGAGGGAGUGAAGUCAGGUGAGAGUGGGUGGAUCCAUGCCAUGGAAGUGGGCAGACGGUUACUGAGUAGUAUGGCUCUAUUCUACAACACUUAUACUUACAGUAUAUAUUUCAUUUGUUUAUCCUUUUUCAUUUAUGUAUCAUGAGGUUUCUGUUACAUCCUGGGACAUUUGGUAUGAAUUUAAAUGGUCAGGGGAAUAACUUUGUAUCAUUGUGGUGAUCUUUUAUUUUACUCUUUUUAAAUUAUAUUUAUGUGUUUUUCUAUGUUACCUUGUGUUUCCCUGUUUUAUAUAAAUCACUUUGAAUU